Molecule: messenger RNA, 916 nt
Organism: Scheffersomyces coipomensis
Lineage: Eukaryota; Fungi; Ascomycota; Pichiomycetes; Serinales; Debaryomycetaceae
Exons: 1
Coding region: 300-665 (121 amino acids)
Source: RefSeq, a predicted model, not a curated record
GGCCCUUAACACUUAACUGUUAUUUUGCUCGUAUUUUUAUAGUGUCCCCCUCAGAUACUUAGCGGGACUAAUUUUCCUAAUGCGGUAAAUACAAACAGGAUGUUGCGAAAUUAUAUUGUCGGUUGGCGGACCUUUACUGUUAUAAUCUAAUCUCUCCAACCAUUCAGAAAUCACUAUAAAUACUGGAGAGUUUAUUCGAUUAAGUUUAAGUUAAAUUCAUAUUCUUUUUCUUUUCUAUCUAUAUUCAUUGAAUAGUCAAUAGUCUUUCAUAUACCAAUCAACAAAUAAAUUUUCUCAAGAUGCCUAUGUUAUAUAAACCUGCUGCUGAAGGUAAAGAAGUUAAACCACCUGCCAUUCCAUCUCCAGGUAAGAACUCUUUCUUAGGUGAUAUUUUCACUUCUGAUGCUCCAAAAGAAGAACAAAUGUCAUGUGGUUUCUAUAAACAAGAAAAAGGUGAACCUCUUGUUUAUACUUAUACCUAUGAUGAAAUGAAAAUCAUUUUAGAAGUUGAAGGUGAAUACUGGAUCUCUGAUGAAACUGGUUACAAAGUUGCUGUUGCUCCAGGUGAUGUCUUAUACUUUAAAAAAGGUACUACUAUUACUUUUGAAACUACUGGUUAUGGUUAUGCCUUCUUCACUGGUUUAAGACCAAAUGGUACUGCUUAGGUUUGUCAAUUGGAUUUUAUAAUAUAUAUAUAUAGAUUUUAGUUGAAGUCAACCCUAGUUUAAUGUAGACCAUUAAUAGAAGAUUUCUUACCUUUUUUAAAAUUGGUGUAACAUUGUAAAAUAAUUUGUAUUCAUGAUUGAUUAUACCAAAUUUUUCACUACCCUGAAGUAUCACUAUCCCUUAUUUUUUUUCCAGGAUUUUCUCAUCAGGUAAUACCACAUGUGGAUAAUCUCUAAAGAUAACGUGAAAU